GGAAUAUCAUUAGGAGAAGAAGAAGAAGAAGAAAUUCUGGCAAGAUGGCGAUGCCCGUGGGGAGGGCGCUGGUGGCUCUUCGCAGGGCAACAUGUAGCAAUUUUAAGAAUGCUGAGGCAUCGCUCGAUUUGAGGCAUCCUGCCCCACUUUUCCACCAGGUCCGGACCAAGAAGCGGUACUUUAUCCCUCCAGCGGUGCGGUCAAAGGGGAACAGUGAAGGGAACAAUGAGGCCAAAGCCCGAGCAGCAGGCAUUGUCUCGAGACAGGAGUACUUUGAGAGGCCCAUCAAUAUCGCCUGCUCUGCGGGAAUAUUCGACCCCUACAUCCCCCCAGAGGGCGAUGCUCGUCUUUCCAGUCUGUCUAAAGAAGGCCUGAAGCAACGGACUGAGCAGAUACGACAGAGUGCUGCUUCACAGCUAGCGAUUCGAAAAAUCAAAGAGCACGACUCAGAGUUCACCACAAAAGGUUUUGCCGUGAAAGCGCAAGAGAUCUUCAUCGAGGCUCACAACGCCCUGACACACUUCAACAAGGAGAACCUUCACUCCCUGGUGACAGAGCGAUGUUAUCCUGAGAUGACACGGGGGAACCGUUAUAAAACUAUCCGAUGGAGGUUUGUAGAGUCCCUGGAGCCGCCCAAAGUAGUCCACGCCCGUUGCCCCGACAUGGUCACCAAAGGAAACCUGUACGGCCAGGUGACAGUACGGAUGCACUCCAAACAGACACUUGCCAUCUACGACCGCUUCGGGAGGCUGAUGUUGGGCAGCGAGGAGAACCUGAAGGACGUUUUGGAGUACCUGGUCAUUGAACGACAUCUCGUCAACCCUUACAGCCGUUGGAGGUUACACGGAAAGAUAGUUCCUUCCUGGGCUCCUGCCAAAGACCCCAUUAUUCAGACUGUCAUGAUUCCUGGUCCAGAACUGAAGCCAGGAGAAGAGUUUGACGCCCUCAGCUAUCAAGUUCCCAAACCUGAGGCUAUUCAGUGGAAUAAAUAGACCACCAGGUGGCGCUGCUGUUUACAUCAAACCACAGUAGGACUUGGAGUCGCACAGUUAACAUUUUGGCUGGGGCUGGUUAGUUUGUCUUUUUUGGCAGAAAACCAUGCUUCCUUUGGAGUCUCUUGUUUGGUGUAAAAAGCUGCUGGCUGUGAAAACGCUGGAAGCAGCAGGUGAGUUUUAGAACGAACAAGCGACUGUCCAUAAGCCAGUUAAGCUGUGUCUUUCACUGCAGCAGAUACAACAGCACAUAAUGGAAUAAUAAUUACAAAUUCAUGGCUUCAACUUAUACCUUGUUUUACACAUUUUUCUUUUUCCAUGAAGAAUAACUUAAUAUUCAUAUAAAUUAAAUAAAGUGUACCGAUCUCCAGAAA
Labrus bergylta (ballan wrasse) is the source of this 1366-nucleotide messenger RNA. RefSeq names its product mitochondrial ribosomal protein L45 (gene mrpl45). Gene Ontology annotation, cellular component: mitochondrion. The record is from RefSeq and is a predicted model, not a curated record. NCBI's taxonomy places the organism in Eukaryota, Metazoa, Chordata, Actinopteri, Labriformes, Labridae.